ACUUCUCUCAUUUUCGCAGUAUUGAAGGUUACUGCAGAACCAACCAGCGGAAGGAGGUAGCGGCUGAAGCGGCAGCAAUGGCUCCCAAGCAGAGAACACCAAAGGUGAGCAGAAAUCCUGAAUUGAUUAGAGGGAUUGGAAAGUACUCGAGGUCGAAGAUGUACCACAAAAGAGGUCUCUGGGCUAUCAAGGCCAAAAAUGGCGGCGUUUUCCCCCGUCACGAUCCCAAGCCAAAGCUUGAAGCUCCGGCGGAGAAGCCACCCAAGUUUUACCCUGCCGACGAUGUCAAGAAGCCUUUGGUCAACAAGCACAAGCCGAAGCCUACUAAGCUCAGGGCUAGCAUUACUCCCGGUACUGUGCUGAUUCUUCUUGCUGGGAGAUUCAAGGGAAAGAGAGUCGUUUUUCUGAAGCAGCUUCCCUCUGGGCUGCUCCUUGUCACUGGUCCAUUUAAAAUUAAUGGAGUUCCUUUGAGACGUGUUUGCCAGUCUUAUGUCAUUGGCACCUCCACGAAGGUUGACAUUUCGGGAGUUAAUGUUGAGAAAUUUGAUGACAAAUACUUUGCCAAGAAAGCCGAGAAGAAGAAGAAAAAGGGAGAAGGGGAGUUCUUUGAGGCAGAAAAGGAGGAGAAAAAUGUGAUCCCCCAGGAGAAAAAGGAUGACCAGAAAAUUGUGGAUUCUGCUUUGUUACAAGCUAUUGAGAGCGUUCCAGACUUGAAGGCUUAUUUGGGCGCAAGGUUUUCUCUCAAGGCUGGCAUGAAGCCUCAUGAACUAGUCUUCUAAGAGAAUACAAGAGUGUUAACUUUUGUUUCUUCUAUUUGAUCUUGACGUUUGUCCCAGUAGUUGUGCUCUGUCUUUAUUGGUUAUAGACUUCGAAAGGAUGUGAUUGUCAUUUUAGAUAAUGCGCUGUGCAAGAAUUUUCCCUCCCUUCAAUUUUGCUUUUGUUAGCUCUUGAUUAAAUCUACAAAUUUGUUAUAUA
Molecule: messenger RNA, 975 nt
Organism: Prosopis cineraria
Lineage: Eukaryota; Viridiplantae; Streptophyta; Magnoliopsida; Fabales; Fabaceae
Product: 60S ribosomal protein L6
Exons: 4
Coding region: 78-779 (233 amino acids)
Biological process (GO): ribosomal large subunit assembly; cytoplasmic translation
Cellular component (GO): cytosolic large ribosomal subunit; ribosome
Molecular function (GO): RNA binding; structural constituent of ribosome
Source: RefSeq, a predicted model, not a curated record